AGCGUUUAUGGGUUGCAAAAAUUCUUCAUCAAUCUCCUCCUCUUCAUCCGCCGCAGCCGUGUUCGAAUUCCAGCCGCAAUUGUUUUCAUCUCAGCCGCCCUACCAGACUUUGUUAAUUUCGCCGGCUUCAUUAACUCCCUGGAUAGGAGACCUCCUGUUUCGCAUUCCUUAAUAUUCACAAUCCAUAACUUGUUUUUAACGGAUCGUUAAGGAAAUUAAUCAGAAAGAAGCUGCCUAUUGAAUAAAAGUGUGGGGAUUGAAGGGAAGGGGGAAGCACCCGGGCACUAUGCAUGAAUGAUUUCCACAUCUUCUAUGUGCUCCCAAAGAUUGAUGCUUCUGCAAGUGUAAAAAUCCCCUUGCAUAAAAAGGAUAUCGUCCAUGAGGGCUAACACUUCUGGUUGGGCUGCACUUGUCCAAAAGCAAAGACAGAAUCAACAAGGCAUUGAACCCCAGCUCGAAAGUGAACCUUUCCCUCCUUUAUCACUCUCCAAUACUCUCUCAACAAAGAAUACUGAUACUAUAUUGGAGAAGCCUUUUUCUUCUGUGCUCUUGCCUUCUCCAAAUCUUUCAUCCUUGGAGCAAAAUAAGUAUCCAAAAAAUAAGCAAUCAAGUGCUGGGCAUUUCAAUUCCAGCGAAGGGACUAAAUUUUUAAAAAAUGGGGAUGAUGUUGAUUCAUAUCAAAUUAUUAAAGAGCUUCACUCGUGGGCAGAUGAAAGCUUGAUCAAAGAUGUUAUGGCUGGGGUAAACAAUGAAUUUGCUCAGGCUAUGAAGAUAUUGGAAGAUAUGGUGUCUCUGGAUCAGACAGUUGUCUUACAUGACGAUUCAGAAGCCAAGAAACCUGAUAUUAACAAAAUCUCAAAUGCAGAUGAAUUAUCAUUUCCUUGUGUUCAAAAGAUCAAGGAAGAGAAAGAUAGAAAAGGUAAAGAAGUCAAUGAAGAUGAUUUAUCUGGAGAGAAUGUGAAUUUGGAAGAAUUGAACAAUGCUAUAAAUAAGUGUUUGAAUAUUAGUAGCAAAAACUUAAUCAAUUACCCUGCUUCUUGCAUGGACAAGCUUCACGGCAAUGCAUCAAUUGGAUUUUUUAGAUUUGUACCCAUUGAACCUGAAUUAUGGGAAGAAGACGAUAUAUACUCAUUUCAAAGAAAGGACGCCAUCAGGAUGAUGAGUGAAAGCUCAAGAGGAAUGGUUAGCUGCCGGGGAGUUGAAUACAAAGGCAGCAAAGGAAAUUCUAAGAGUCCAGAACAGUAAAAAUGAUGAGUGGACUCUUGACUUGCACGGUCUUCAUUCGACCGAAGCAGUUGCAGCCUUGCAAGAACACUUGAAAAAGAUUGAAUCCCAAGUUUCAGUCAAUCAUUCAGUAUUUCAAAGAGGAGUAAACGGUGAGAUGGAAUCCACUUUGUAUCUUUUGCACUCGAAUGGUUUUGAUGCUGAAAGUUCAACAAAGAGGCUACAACAAGCUUCCAAACAGCGACCAUCUAUUCUUCAUGUCAUUACAGGUAAAGGUAAUCAUUGCCGGGGAGAGGCUGCACUUCCAAUAGUCAUCAGAAGCUUUUUAGCUGACAAUGGGUAUCGUUUCGAUGAAAUCAGGCCUGGGGUGAUUGCAGUGCGCCCUAAGUUCCGACCACAAUGAACCUAUCUAUGGAAGAUGAGAACAGAGUGUGAUAUAAUUGCACGUGUUUAUGUGGCACCAACAUAGAUGAAUUUUAUACGUUUGGUGUGGUGGGAAGCUUGGUGGUUCCCCUACGGCUCCCCCUUUUCCCAAUUCCCAUACCAAGGAAGAUCAGAGGAGCUAGAGUUUCAAUAUUUCAACUCCAAAUUUCAACUUGUCUCGUGUAAUCUCUACUCUUAUCUCUUUACAUUUGUUCAUCAUGUUUUGUAGAUAAAACACUCACCCAAAAUUAGGGAUGGCGCCAUUGUAAUCUCCAUUAGACUUUGAUUAUGAGUUCAAGUAUAUUACAAAUUGUUCUUGUUUGUUUCGCUUUGAUUGUAUGACCAUAUUAGCAUCAUUGAUAGUCUAUGAAAGAUCAAUAACUCUACUUGAUUAGC
Messenger RNA from Cuscuta campestris, 2043 nucleotides. The record is from the annotation of a GenBank genome assembly. Lineage: Eukaryota; Viridiplantae; Streptophyta; Magnoliopsida; Solanales; Convolvulaceae.